AUGUUCGGCCUAUUCACUGAGGAGUAUGACAGAGAAAACAGAGGACAGACGCAGUACUUUGUGGACUGGUGCCAGCGGAACUGCCUCCAAAUCCAUGCGGGGAAAACCAAAGAACUGGUGGUGGAUUUGCGCAUGCGCAGACACUCCCCCUCAAUACUGUUCCGCGGGGCGGACUUCCUGUGCUUCCAGCAGGCCCGAGCUGUGGACCUGAAGGGAACUUACAGAGCAUUCCUGUCCUCCAAGCUGCAAGACGUCCACACCAUCGUCCGCAGGUCGGACAGGGAGAGCCUCUCCCUCUUGAACCUGAAGGACCAAGUGUUGUUCAGUAGUUGAGAGUUGAUGUUUGGAAACAAGGCAAGCUUAAUGAGGAAGAAUGUGGCAAUCUACUCAUUCGACGGUAGAGAUAUCAUCAGGGACAGUGCAUGGCCAGAGAAAAUGGUCUGGCAUAGACCGAGCAACAAAGGCCACAGGCAAACAGACCACUACUGUGAAACAUGGCGAGCAGGCGACCACGCCGCCAUCGGUCUGGCUUCAUCAUUACAGAGUGGCCACCUCCUGCAGCAGACCUCCAGCAGCUGCUCCGACUCUUACAUCGUCCUCUGCAUCGAGAACGCCUUCGUCUCACCCUCCAAAAAAUAAAUCCUGUCCAUUUUUUUCUUCUUCUUUGUUCCGGUCCCCUAGUUAAACCCAGUUGUUACUGUCCGAGCAGACGAUGUGUUUAGUUCUGUGAUCACAUUCCCUUGUGAUCCCACGUGUCCUGUGAACUGGCCCUGCCUCUUUUUGCCUGGCAGAGACGCUUUGCAUCGUCUGCUCCUCCACCUCCAGGACCGCCAAAGAGACCACUUCCUUUGUACACACUAUUCUAUGCAUAUAUCACUGUGAUCUUCAGAUGCUUUUACCUCGUCCCCCACAUUUAAAUGAGCUUGUUCAACACUACUGUAAUGAAUAAACAAAAAAAAAAUGAUUCUUUCCCCACAUUUCUAAAAAUACCAGAGAAGCAGUGAGUGAGCUGGAGAUGAUUAGUUUGAAUCUUUGCUGGACUGAAAACCCAAGAGGAAAACCCAA
Platichthys flesus (European flounder) is the source of this 1065-nucleotide messenger RNA. Its product is annotated as collagen alpha-1(XV) chain-like. The record is from RefSeq and is a predicted model, not a curated record. NCBI's taxonomy places the organism in Eukaryota, Metazoa, Chordata, Actinopteri, Pleuronectiformes, Pleuronectidae. The transcript is spliced from 4 exons.